AUGGCCGAAAAGUCCAAGACAAAGAAGUUCCCGGAGGUCCAGGGCGGUGGCAGUCUCAUCUUGGCCUGGCGGAUCAAGGACAAAAAGGUCCUGGUCGUCGGAGGCGGCGAGGUCGCGGCCGGCCGCAUCCUCAAUUGUCUCGAUGCCGAUGCCAAAGUCACCGUUGUAUGCCCGGCUUCUGGCCUUAACCCCGAGGUAGCACACCGAAUCGAGCGGGCGCAAGUCACCCACGUCGAUCGCCUCUUCGAACCGUCCGACCUCGACGGCGCAGACAUGGUCCUCGUGGCUAUUGACGACCCCGCCGCCUCUACAACAAUCUGGAAACUGUGCAAGGAACGGAGAAUACCCGCCAACAUUGCCGAUGUGCCCCCGGAAUGCGACUUCUACUUCGGCAGCGUCCACCGCGACGGUCCGCUGCAGAUCAUGGUCAGCACCAACGGCAAGGGACCCAGGUUGGCUGCCAUUAUUCGGCGGCAGAUUGCCAAGUCGCUCCCCAAGAACGCCGGCAACGCCAUCGAGGCCAUUGGCACCCUGAGGGCGAAGUUGCGCAAGAUUGCUCCGAACCCGGAGGAGAGCCCCAAGCGGAUGGGAUGGAUGAUCAAGGUCAGUAACAAAUACGACUGGAACGAGUUUUGCGACCUCACCGACGAGGACAUGGAGAACCUUCUCAAGUUCUAUGCGGGCAACCAGGUGCCCACCAUCGACGAUCUCCUGGCCAUGAGAAAGAACCCCGGCUUCAACGUCAAUGACGUCUUCGAUGGGUCCUUCGGGUUCUGUGUCGGUGUGUAA
This is a messenger RNA of Colletotrichum spaethianum, 789 nucleotides long. RefSeq names its product sister chromatid cohesion protein pds5. Bases 1 to 789 code for a protein of 262 amino acids. NCBI's taxonomy places the organism in Eukaryota, Fungi, Ascomycota, Sordariomycetes, Glomerellales, Glomerellaceae. The transcript has 3 exons. Gene Ontology annotation, molecular function: precorrin-2 dehydrogenase activity; protoporphyrin ferrochelatase activity. The record is from RefSeq and is a predicted model, not a curated record. Gene Ontology annotation, biological process: siroheme biosynthetic process.